AUGGGCAACUGCUUCGGCAAACAAAAAUCCGACAACUUCUCUUCCUCAGGCCAAACCCUCGGCACCAGCGCAUCCCAACCCCCAAAACCCGUCGCAAACACCCAAAACCCCGCCAUCUCUGCUUCCUAUUCGCCGACGCCCAAACAAGGACGUACAAUCGGUGGUAGUAGUGCAUCUCCCAGCCAAAGCGAUGCCCGCACUGCUGCCGCAUUAGCUGCUGAGACGCAUAAUUCGACCAUGAAUGAGGCUAGUAGGGAAGCCCUGUUGGCGAGAAAUGCGGAUGCCAAUGCAGAGACUAGGGCGUAUAAUUGA
Messenger RNA from Aureobasidium vineae, 312 nucleotides. The record is from the annotation of a GenBank genome assembly. Lineage: Eukaryota; Fungi; Ascomycota; Dothideomycetes; Dothideales; Saccotheciaceae.